Messenger RNA from Oldenlandia corymbosa var. corymbosa, 1305 nucleotides. NCBI's taxonomy places the organism in Eukaryota, Viridiplantae, Streptophyta, Magnoliopsida, Gentianales, Rubiaceae. The record is from the annotation of a GenBank genome assembly.
AAAAAAAAAAAAAAAAAAAAAGGGAAACCUUGGUCAGCUGUGAUUUCCACUCUAUAAAUGACUGACACGCCGAAAAUCAUCUCCGAUCCAUUUCCUCCACCUUCCCUAGUCUUUCUUCACAAUCACACGAAACCCCUCUUUUAAGUUACAAAUCCAAAACUCUCUCCCUUUAUUUCAUCAUUCAAAUCUCUUCAUAAAUUACUAGUUUAGUACCAUGAAAUUUGACACAAAUAAUACAUCACCACAAAAUAAAGAACAGAACCAACAAGAAGAAGAUGAUGAUCAUCAGGAUAUUAAUAUUAGUACUAAUGAUGAAGUAGCUCUUCUUCCCAAGGAGGAGGAACAACAGCAUCGGCUAAGUUAUAUACCUCCUCUGAAUUUUGCAGUGGUUGACAAUGGCAUUUUUCGUUCUGGUUUUCCUGACUCCCCAAAUUUCAGCUUCCUUCAAUCUCUUUCCUUGCGCUCCAUCAUAUAUCUAUGCCCUGAACCAUACCCAAAGGCUAAUAUGGAGUUCUUGAAGACAAAUGGGAUAAGGCUAUAUCAAUUUGGCAUUGAUGGAGCUAAGGAACCGUUUGUAAAUAUUCCAGAGGAUACAAUUUCUCAAGCAUUGAAAGUUGUGAUUGAUGUUAGGAAUCAUCCUCUGCUGAUCCACUGUAAAAGAGGAAAGGUUAGUGCAUUAUCAUUAUUUCGACGAUAAUUUUCUGUAAUAACACUAACUUUGUGGAACAUUCAUUGAAUGUGACUUGGGUACCGAUUAUCUUUGGUUUGUUUUCUCAUUUAUGUACAUAGCACCGAACUGGUUGUUUAGUGGGAUGUUUAAGAAAACUGCAAAGAUGGUGUCUAACUUCUGUGUUUGACGAGUACCAACGCUUCGCGGCUGCGAAAGCCCGGAUCUCAGAUCAGAGAUUCAUGGAGCGGUUUGAUGUGUCGAGCUUCAAGCAUCAUUCUCUCUCGUUUUCCUGCUCAAAAAGAGGUUGUAUAUGAAUGUGGCUGAGGUACAGCUUUUCUGGCGGAAUAUUGAUAUGUCGAGCCGAAAACGGGGUUAAGCAUCGAUCUGUUGUUGAUUUGAUUCAUAAUCUUAACGAAGUAAUCCAUCGUUGUAGUUUGAUUUUUUUGGUUUCAUUUCCAGUUUUGGAUUAGAUUUGAUGUAUUAAUAAGUUAGUAUGGAUCAGAUCACUGCUCAUUCUUGAUCAUCCUGAAUCCUGAUUGUUCCCGCUGCAAGUCAGCUAACCGAAACUACAUGUUCGUCCUUAGGGAAAGGAAUACAUAAAUUAAUUCCUCUUUUUUUUUUUAAUUUUAAUAACC